Molecule: messenger RNA, 1920 nt
Organism: Letharia columbiana
Lineage: Eukaryota; Fungi; Ascomycota; Lecanoromycetes; Lecanorales; Parmeliaceae
Exons: 4
Coding region: 1-1920 (639 amino acids)
Source: RefSeq, a predicted model, not a curated record
AUGACGGGACGACUCUCAUUCUUAGUCGGUGCCAUAUCUCUCUACGCUCGGUAUGUAUCGGGCCAAGUCACCACAAGUGCAUCGGCAGUGGUGUCCACCCUCAGCGGUCAAGCUGUUUCUGCAUAUGUCUAUCCCCCACUUACCGUGACUGGACAAUUUCCUUGCUUGACCGCCAAUUCGUAUAUGAUCUUUAAAGACUCUGCAAGCUCGUCUGCUACAUAUCCUAUUUGGACCUGCACAACCAGCUGUGGCAGUGUAUCGAGUGGCGUUGGCCUCAUGGUUUUUCCAGCCACAACUACGACCGGAACCUACGAAGUCCAGAACCCGCCGUCCGGCUAUCCCGCAUUGGAGGUCUCGGAUCUAGCAGUCGUUACCGAUACGGCUUUCUCGACACCCUCGUCGUACAACAUCGAUGGUCCUCUUCCUACUACGACAAGCACAUUAACUUACUCAGCCUUCCCCGGCCUUACUCUCACGGUGGCUACGACUACACCCAUACCAGCCGUAACAGCCACCCCAAUAUCCGUCCCGACCAACUGUCAAGGUGGCGGUGGGCCUGGAGCUGGACCAACUUCAGGUGGCUCAUCAGCAGCGUCAAUACCAGGGUCCUUGAGUGCGUCUGCUGGCUCGACUGCAUCUGGUGCAAACGGACCUGGGGGCUCAGGAUGGACAGUUACCUAUGCUUCGGGCGGGGCAUCAUCCACUUUUAGUCAACCAAGUGGAUUAAGCCCAUCGUCUUUUUCGAGUGGGCUGUCGUUCGGGUCUUCGGUUCAGUCUGGAGGCUCAAACCUCGCUUCAACUUCGACUGUUCUUCCGGCAGCUUCUUCAGCCUCGGGUUCUGUCGGAAACUCUAACAUCGCUCCUGCAUCGACCGUAGUACCAGCGAACUCAGCAUCAUCCGGUCAUUUGGGAGGAUCAAACUCCUCUUCUGCGUCGUCCAACGCAGCUGGAGGUUCUAACCCUACUUCCCCCCUGAGCCGAGUACCUGCAAGCUCUGCAUCCUCUGGUCAACCUGGAGGGUUAAAUGCACCUUCUGCAUCAAGCGGACUGUCAAGGAUCUCGGCAUCAUCAAAUGCAGUCGGAGGUUCUAACCCUUCAUCUGCCUCAUCAGAACUAUCUGCCGCACCGAACCCCGUAUUCUUCAACCAGCCCGCUGUGCCGAAUGGUCAAUCGUCAGGCUCUUCUCCCGGCGGGCAGUCUCCAGCUUCCAAUUCAGCUUCAAUCUCCGCAUCAGCAUCUAUUAGUCAAGUGCUGCCGCCGGGCGCAUCAGUGGUCACUUCUUUCGUCGCGGGGGCUGGCGGAUCUGUCAGUGCUGCGACCGUCGUUCAGACUUUCUUGCCAACAGUCAUCAGCUCUUUGGCAACCCUCACCACUCCCCUCGUCACUUCUAGCAUCAUCACUUAUGGUACCAGUAGCACGUCAGCCAUACCAGUCACCGUCUUCCCAGGCGGCACAGCAUGGCAGAUCCCAAGUGUCGGUCCAGGCACACCAAUCUUGUCGCCUCCUACAGCGGCUCCAACCGUGGGGACCUUAAGUGUCAACCAGACAUCAAGCGGGUCGAGUGCGGCAAGCAGAAUUGGUGCUUCAUCGGGUCUCUCUGGCUUCACGACGGUGGUGAGCUCAAAUUCAGCGAGCUCCGAUCCGGCAAGUCCUGGAAGUAGUGCAGGCUACCUGGGCCCUGUACCCAUCUCUGCAGAGCCAGCCACCAUUACAGCAGCCUUGGCUUCGCAAUCAUCUGUCAACGUCAUCGGACUUACUACUUAUUCCAGUACUACCAGCCCAUUGUACGAUCAAUAUAGCUCUGGUGUCUCAAGCGACGGACACACUCAGGCGACAGGCGGAGCCGUUCCGUUCCCACUAUUCUGGUCUCACACAUGUUGGGUAAGUGUUUCGAUGAUACAAAGCAUGAGCUAUGAUUGA